AUGCUGGCGCCGAGGAUCUCAGGGCGCGCUGCAGUCCCCAGCUCGGUCUCGAACCUUUCUCCUCGCAGGCUCUUCGGGCAGGCGCGGGAGCCGGAUCGGCGGGCAGAGGACGCGCUGGGCGACACUCUUCUCCUGGACCCAGAGGCGGAGGGAAAACCCGGCCUGACUCACCCGCGCGGCGCGAGCCCCAGAGCCCGGCCCGGCCCCCGGAUGUGGGGGGCGGACACCGACGCCGCCCCCGAGCGACCUGAGCCCCGCCCCGGCUCGGGGGUGCAGCGGGGCGAUCCCCCGGUGCCGCGCUCGCUCGCGUGCAGCCGCUCCGCAGACCCGGACCCGGCCGAGGCUCCAGAGCGCGCGCCUCCCGGCUGCUGCUCCUCCUCCUCCAGCUCCGGGCCUCGCCCGCCUCUCCCGGUUUCCUUCCAGAACCAGCUUCCAAACUGGCGCGCUGGGGUGGGGCGGUCACGUCUCUGCUCCUCGCCGCCUCUUUCCCAGGCUGGCCUCAAAUUUGAUAUGCAGCUGAGAACGACCUUGAACAUCUGAAUCUCCGGCUUCAGACUCCCAAGUCCUGAAAUCGUAAGGUGGUGACACCAUGUCCAGUUUUGUGUAGUGCUGGGAACUGAACCCAGGGCUUCAUGCACACUAGGCAAACACUCCACCUCUGGACCACUGUCGUCACAUCUUCAGCCUUCCUUGCCCCUCUCUUUGCCCUCCCCUCUUCUCUUUGGCAGCCCAGCUUUGUAAUCACCCUGCCUUGGCCUCCCAAGCACGGAGGUUAGGGGCAUGUACCAUCACGUCUGGCUUGGAAUUUAAAAAGAACCUUAACACUGUCAUUCUCAUGAAGCACAGUUAUUCAGAAGCAGCUGGCAAACACUGGUUGUAUACUCCAGGGACCUGCUGCUUCCCUUCCCAGGAGUUCGAGUCAGCCCAUGUGGGUGUAAACCUGAAAGUAAGUAUUUCGUUGGUGGUCACGUGAGACCAGGAUUGUAAACACAUUUCUUUUCUUUUCUUUUCUUUUUUUUUUUUGGUUUUUCAAG
This is a messenger RNA of Peromyscus maniculatus bairdii (prairie deer mouse), 1034 nucleotides long. NCBI's taxonomy places the organism in Eukaryota, Metazoa, Chordata, Mammalia, Rodentia, Cricetidae. The record is from RefSeq and is a predicted model, not a curated record.